Messenger RNA from Hypanus sabinus (Atlantic stingray), 1507 nucleotides. It is a transcript of the gene rlbp1b, whose product is annotated as retinaldehyde binding protein 1b. The record is from RefSeq and is a predicted model, not a curated record. Gene Ontology annotation, cellular component: membrane. Gene Ontology annotation, molecular function: phosphatidylinositol bisphosphate binding. The coding region runs from base 131 to 1081 and encodes 316 amino acids. NCBI's taxonomy places the organism in Eukaryota, Metazoa, Chordata, Chondrichthyes, Myliobatiformes, Dasyatidae. The transcript has 8 exons.
AUAAAAUAGCUGUAACCACAAGCCUUACACCUCAUUCCUAGCUUCUGAAGAACCUUGUGGACAAUAUCAUCUCCAGAUCCAACAGUGAGGACAUCCCAGCAUUUAAAACAGAUUGGACAUUCUGAGAAAAAUGGCUGAGAUUCAGACAGGAACAUUCCGGAUGGUUUCUGAGGAGGAACAAGAACUACGGACUAAACUUGAACACCUUACCACCAAGGAUCAUGGGCCAGUGUUUGGCAAGAGUGAGGUGCUACUUCCUCACACUCUCCAGAAGGCCAAGGAUGAAUUGAAUGAGACAGAAGAGAAACGGGUGAUGUGUGUGAAAGAGCUUCACAACCUUGUUGAGGACUUUGCCAACUCAGGAGAGGAGUUUGCCAAGACUGUGUACGAGAAAACAAAAGACAAAGAUGAUGCUUUCUUCCUGAGAUUCGUAAGAGCAAGGAAGUUUGACGUGAAAAGGUCUUAUGAUCUUCUCAAAGGCUACGUGCGUUUCCGUGAACAAUACCCUGAACUUUUUGAGAAUCUGACACCAGAGGCAGUCCGCUGCACCAUUGAGGCGGGUUACCCCGGCAUUCUCACAAACCGGGAUAAAUACGGCCGUGUUGUCUUGCUCUUCAAGAUCGAAAACUGGGAUUACGAGGAAAUUACUUUUGAUGAGAUCCUACGCGCUUACUGUGUGAUCCUGGAGAGACUUCUUGAGAACGAGGAGACGCAGAUCAAUGGAUUUUGCAUCAUCGAAAAUUUUAAGGGAUUUACGAUGCAACAAGCAUCUGGUAUUAAAACCUCAGAACUCAAGAAAAUGGUGGACAUGCUUCAGGACUCCUUCCCUGCUCGGUUUAAAGCCGUACACUUCAUCCAUCAGCCUUGGUAUUUCACCACCACCUACAACAUGGUCAAGCCUUUCCUGAAGGGAAAACUUCUGGAGAGGGUGUAUGUCCACGGUGAGGAGCUGGAAGAUUUCUUUAAGGAGAUUGAUAUUGAUAUUCUCCCAGAGGAUUUUGGAGGGAAUCAACCCAAAUAUGAUGGCAAAAUAAUUGCUGAGAAAAUCUUUGGUGCUGAGUCAGAAGAUACUACCCUUUAAUUAUUGGUGAAUUGCAUUGAAGAAAGCCUUAGAUAGGGAAGGGGCUGGGGGAGCUGUUUGCAGUCUAGUUACCACAGCAGCUUGGUUUUCAAAGAACAAAUAAACCUGCAGAUGCUGGAUAUUUGGAAUAAUUGCAGAAAGUGGUGGAGAUGCCCAAUAGGACAGGCAGCAUCUGUAGAGAGUGGAACAGUUAACAUUUCAGGUCAGCGACCCUCCAUCAGGUGACUAAUUAAAGAUAACUAAUGGAAUAUUAACUGCAUUUUUCCUCCCCACAAAUGCUAAAUGAUCUGUGGGAUUUUCUUUCAAAAUUGUCCAGGCAAAGCAUUGCACCAUAUACAAUGACCACUCGUGAAAUCUCCCUAUAUAAAUGUGAUUUGAUGGCAGGCUGUAACUGUUUUGUUUUGUAACUUCAAAACAUUAAACUAA